Cynara cardunculus var. scolymus (artichoke) is the source of this 2510-nucleotide messenger RNA. Its product is annotated as DNA gyrase subunit B, chloroplastic/mitochondrial-like. The transcript is spliced from 21 exons. The coding region runs from base 60 to 2261 and encodes 733 amino acids. Gene Ontology annotation, molecular function: DNA topoisomerase type II (double strand cut, ATP-hydrolyzing) activity; ATP binding; DNA binding. NCBI's taxonomy places the organism in Eukaryota, Viridiplantae, Streptophyta, Magnoliopsida, Asterales, Asteraceae. Gene Ontology annotation, cellular component: chromosome. The record is from RefSeq and is a predicted model, not a curated record. Gene Ontology annotation, biological process: DNA topological change.
CUUCUCUUCUGCACACAAUCCAAGCGCCAAAACCAUUUUCAUGUGCAGACUCUGGAUGAAUGGCUCUUCUUAAACCUCAUCAUUUAAGCUGUUAUCAUUCUCUUCGUUUAAUCAUGUCGUCAAGGUUCUGGGUACCCACUCAUGGCCUUUCUAUCUCCUCCAUUUGCCCUUCUCCAUCUGUCCUCCUUAAGCCCAGGUCAAAUUUGGGAGUGACGACACUAUCAACGAACAGGGUUUUGGUUCCAAGAGCUUUGGUGUCUCCAAGAGCUUUUAUGUCAUCGUCACCAAGCUCUGUUACUGAAGUUCGUAAAGGGAAAGAUGGUUCAGAGCAUUAUGGGUCUGAAAAUAUUCAGAUAUUGGAAGGUCUGGAAGCUGUAAGGAAAAGACCUGGAAUGUACAUUGGAAAUACCGGUCCCCGGGGUCUGCACCAUAUGGUUUAUGAAAUAUUGGACAAUGGUGUUGAUGAAGCUCAAGCAGGAUUUGCCUCGAAGGUUGAUAUUGUUUUACUUGCAGAUGGUUCAGUGUGUAUCACUGACAACGGACGUGGGAUACCAAUCGACUUGCAUCCAGGCUCGAAAAAAUCAGGAGUGGAGACCGUGUUGACAGUUUUGCAUGCCGGUGGAAAAUUUGGUGGGGAUAGUAGUGGUUAUAAAGUCUCAGGUGGACUACAUGGCGUGGGUUUGUCAGUUGUUAACGCAUUAUCCGAGACAUUAGAAGUUACUGUUUGGCGAGAUGGCAAGGAAUGUCAUCAAAUAUAUUUUCGUGGAAAGCCUCAUAAACCUUUAGCAUGUAAGGAUCUUCCAGCUGAAUCAGAAGAUCGUACAGGGACAUGCAUAAAAUUUUGGCCCGAUUCAAAAAUAUUCACAUCUGGAACGGAGUUUGAUUAUGAUACUAUUGCUGCACGUGUUCGGGAGCGUGCUUUUCUAGUCCCUGGGCUAACUAUUACUCUCAAGAAAGAGGAUGAAGACCCUGAGAAGAACCGAUAUGAUGAAUAUUGCUUUGCUGGGGGAUUAGUCGAGUAUGUGAAGUGGCUAAAUGCCGAUAAGCAACCACUUCAUGACGUAUUGAGCUUUAGAAAAGAAGCAGAUGAGAUGACCGUUGAUGUAGCUUUCCAGUGGUGUUCAGAUGCAUAUUCAGAUACAAUGCUAGGAUAUGCAAACAGCAUACGUACAGUUGAUGGUGGUACCCACAUUGAUGGUAUCAAAGCUUCGCUAACUAGAACUCUAAACAACCUUGGAAAGAAGUCGAAGCUUAUCAAGGAUAAGGAUAUCAGUUUAAGUGGCGAGCAUGUGAGAGAGGGACUGACUUGCGUAAUAUCCAUCAAACUUCCAAAUCCGGAGUUUGAAGGGCAAACAAAGACAAGGUUGGGAAAUCCGGAGGUGCGGAAGAUCGUUGAUCAUUCACUUCAAGAAUUCCUUACUGAAUACUUGGAGUUAAAUCCAGAUGUGCUCGACUUAAUCCUCAGCAAGUCCCUUAAUGCUCUAAAGGCAGCUCAAGCAGCAAAGAGGGCAAGGGAAUUGGAGAGACAGAAAAGUGUUUUGAAAGUGUCAUCUCUUCCGGGAAAACUUGCCGAUUGUUCAGCCACAGAUCCUGAAAUAGCCGAGAUAUUUAUAGUUGAAGGAGAUUCAGCAGGUGGAAGUGCAAAACAAGGCCGUGAUAAGAACUUUCAGGCUAUUCUUCCUUUGAAGGGUAAAAUUUUGAACGUUGAAAGAAAGGAUGAAGCGGCAAUGUACAAAAAUGAAGAAAUUCAAAACCUUAUUCGUGCCCUUGGCCUUGGAGUGAAGGGAGAGGAUUUUAAAAAAGACGGUCUACGUUACCAUAAAAUCAUUAUCUUAACUGAUGCUGAUGUUGAUGGUGCUCAUAUUCGUACAUUGUUAUUAACAUUUUUCUAUAGAUAUCAGAGAGCUUUAUUUGAUGAAGGCUACAUAUACGUUGGCGUUCCACCCCUAUAUAAGGUAGAGAGGGGGAAGCAGGCAUUCUACUGUUAUGACGAGUCAGAACUUAAAAAACUUCAGAGUUCCUUUCCUUCAAAUGCAUCAUAUAAUAUCCAGAGGUUCAAAGGGUUGGGAGAAAUGAUGCCAUUACAAUUAUGGGAAACUACUUUAGAUCCCAAAACCAGACUAUUGAAGAAAUUGGUGGUUGAAGAUGCAGCUGAAGCAAAUGUUACCUUUUCUUCCCUUAUGGGUGUCAGGGUGGACGUGCGGAAGGAGAUGAUAAAAAGCACAGCAAGGAAGAUGGAUUUGAAGCAUCUUGAUAUAUGAAGUUAUCAUCUGGGGAUGAUGGUGGAGGAGGAACUAAAUUCUUUCUACUGUUAGAUUGUACAGCAAAAAAAAAAACAAGGCGAUUAGACGAAAAGCUAAUGAGAGGUUACGUCGGUUCAUCUUUCAGAUCUAUGCUUGUAUGCGUUAGAUGCAUACCUUUCCCCCAAAGAAAUUUUUUUAUGUCCAUGAAAAUACCAAAUUUUGUGAAAUUUGUAGUGUAUACUAUCUAUUCUUUUUGGUUCAUGAUGA